AGAAAAUCACGUGAUUGUUAUUGUUAUUGUAACGUGACCAUUGCUCUAGCUGUGAAGCCUCAAACUCAAGUUGGGAAAGGUCACUUGGCUUGGCGAUAUGGAAUUUUAACUGGUUACGCACCUGUAAAGCUCAUGCCACUACCACUUCAUCACUCUUCAGAUGCCCUGGAUCGUUGUUAAGUCUCAUCAGUACUAGUCUUGGUCGGAUCACGCUUCAUAUCAAUCCUGGAAUUAUGUCCGGGUUUACCAAAUCAAAUGGAGUUGACUCCGACAGAGAACAUCUCCUAUCCCAAGACACUGAGACAGAUGAAGGUCUCUAUGGCAACGGUACAUCAAUCAAUACCAUAUCUCAACCUCAAACAGUUAUCCUGGAUCCAAAGAGACCUGUCAUCAUUGAUCAGAAUGGACAUUUAGAAAAGAAUAAGGAGUAUGAUGUAUACCUUGAGAGGUGGUAUGUUCUGGGUGUGUAUUCAUUGAUGGCAUUCCUCCAAUGCUUGGCAUGGAAUACCUGGGGACCUAUAGAAGACACAGCAUCCAUAGUCCUACAAUGGGGGCCUGGUCAGUUUGCUUUGCUUGCCAACUGGGGUUGUAUCACAUUUCUUGUAUCUGCUUUCUUCUUUUCAUGGCUUUUACAUGCAAAAGGUCUACGUGUAGCAGUGCUGCUUACAGGAGGAUUGCUGGUGAUUGGAGUUGGUAUAAGGUGCAUCCCUGUACCCGUCCCUAUGAUGAAAUGGACAAUGAAUAUUGGGCACAUCUUCAUCGGACUAGCUGGACCGAUCCUGAUGGCAGCCGUCACGUCCAUAUCUGCCACCUGGUUUCCAGCUAACGAACGCACCACAGCUACGGCUUUAUCAUCUACUUUGCCCUUCCUGGGUCUAGCAGUAUCCUUUGUCCUUGGGCCAGAGAUCGUGGGCAACAUCAACAUCAAUGCGACAACAACUCAAUCUCCAUUAACAGUACAAGGAGGAAAUAUUUCAUUCCAGUAUGAUCAUACAGAUGAUGAUAUUCAGAAACAUCUCCAAGGAAUUCGAUUACUUAUGUAUAUAGAGUUUGGAGCAGCUGCAUUGCUGUAUUUAGCAGCUUUGAUCCGCUUUCCUGCCCGACCUCCGACCCCUCCUACUGCCUCAGCCAUUGCUAAGAGGGAAGACAUGAAGUCGGGGCUUAUCGCUAUUGUCAAGAAAGUAUCCUUCUGGAUCCCAGCACUUGCCUAUGCCACCGCCAGUGGUGCAUACAGUGGAUGGACUGCUCAGAUGGUCACCAUUUACAAUGACCAUGUAGACCAGACUACAUGUGGCUGGAUAGGUUGCUACACUAAUUUAGCAGCAUUAUUUGGGGGAAUAGUAACAGGAAGAUUUGCAGAUUAUUUCACAGGAAAGAUGAAACCCAUCCUCCUCAUCCUGAUCGUCGCAUCCUGUACAACUCUCUCUUGGUCUAUCCUCCUCGCCAAUGACUACAUUCCUUUCAACUUACCUUGCCUGUAUGUCUCUGUCAUCCUAUUUGGACUAUUCCUAAACUCCACCAUACCACUCUUCUUUGAGAUAACUGUAGAGAGCGCAUUCCCAAUCGGUGAAGAGACAACCACCAUUCUGAUGACCUGGUUGAAUAAUCUGUUUGCUUUGUUUUUCCUCAUAUUACCGAUGAUCCCAUCUAUAGAUAAAGACUUUGACUGGUUGAACUGGGUGAUGCUAGGAUCUGUAAUUAUUUGUAUCCCUCUCAUGAUCUUCUACAAAGAACACUACAACAGACUUGACUUUGACGUAAGUCAUCCAACUCAAGACAGCAACCCUGGAGGUCACCAAACCAAUGGAGGGGUUUGUGCAUAGUCCAUGAUGUGAUGGUGUCAUGGUAUAGUGGUCUAUUCACUCGACAUUCAAUCAAAAUGUUGAGGCUUUGAAUCCCAGACAAGGAAUAAUGUCCUUGUGCAAGACAUGAAUCCAUGUAAUCCAGAUAUGAUAAUUGCAGAGCCCUCAAAAAGUACAGCAUUGAUGUUGAUAGUUUUAUGCUGAUGGCUUUAUAACAAUUGCAAUGGUGGCAGUCACCUCAUGAUUUAUUUCUUACACUAACCAAAUCCAAACUUCAAGACUAGAUCUUGCACUUGCACCCAGCCCUGAACAUAACAUAAAACCCUAUGCAACCCUAAUCCUAACCCUACAUUUUUAUAUUUGAUGAAAUAAAGCUUGGAGCAAAUGUCACCUGAGCAUAUGUUGAGCCACCGCAUUAACUAAGUUAGUUGUGUACUUUGUUUUUAAAUGCUUGGAAGCUAAUAGACGAACGUGAAUGUCAUUCUUUUAAUUUAUUCUAUUGGACUUUUUUUAUGAUGGUUGCAUAUAUUUUUCAUCAAUAUCAUUAUUGAGCUGCCAUCUCUUCUCUACCUCUAUUCUUUUCAUGAUUAAUCAGCCAUUGAUUAAAGAGAAGAAAAAACUUUGAAGUUACAUUUUUCCUUGGGUCCUUUUGCACAACUACUAUUUCUUUACAUAUAUAUAUAUAUAUAUAUAUAUAUAUAUAUAUAUAUAUAUACACACAAGCCUAUUCAAAACAUUUUACUGCUACAAUAUUUAGAUAUGUAUGUAAGGUUAUGCAAAAUCUAUAUGUAAAAUGUGAGCAAAGCUAAUUUCCAGAGAAAAAUAAUAUUCAAAUUUGAAAUUUGAACUGCAGUCAGAAAAAGAAAGUCAUUUAAUGGCUUGUAGGGGGGGGGGGGAUAUAAGUGAUGCUUGGAGGUCACAAUUAGCUUCUGAAGAAUAUGUCUCAACAAAACAAUUAAUGAUGGGAAGCAAGAGACAUGUCUAGUGACAAUUAUAUGCCUUCAGAAUUUUUCCUUGAUUUGUGGUAAUAUCUGCAAUUUUUAGACUUAAGAACAGAAUAACUAACAGUAUUAUAAUUAAAUAAUUGAUAUAGAUUUUUUAAAUUUUUUAUUCAGGGAUGUGUUUUCUUUAGAUUUUUAAUCCAAAACAAUCAGUCUUCAAAUUAGUUUCAUGGCUAUUUCAAAAUAGUAAGUGCAUGGUACCUUUAAAAGACAACUGAAUAUAUGAACAUCUCUGGAAGAGAUGCUACAUGUGUGCUAUCAUUAAGACUAGCAAGAAUGAUUUUUAAAUUGUCGUUGUUUUUUCGACCUUGAAGUAUUAUAACCACAAACCAAUUAUAUCAGAUCUUUUUUAAUAAAUUUGAUGACAGGAAUGAUAAGAAUUUCCUGUUCCGAAACUCCAGAUCCAUGUUAAGUUUGGGUAAAAUAAUAAUGGACAUUAAAGAUAGUAAAAAACAAUUGCAAGCUUUAUUAAUUGUGAUGCAAUGUUAUGAAUAAUUCCUGUCAGUUUAGGAAACUAAUAGUGUGUGAAAAGUAUUUAUUAACUGUCGAAAAGUGCGGGAUAAGGUGAAUUAAAACAAAUUGUGUUUUGAUUAUGCUUUAUUUAUUUGUGGCAGGUGUGGACAAGCUAAUUUUUUGGAGGAAGACCUAUUUUUUUUGUAGCUCCAAUCAAAUUUGUUUUUCUUGAUCAUUGAGCGAAUGUGCCUUUGCCUUUUUAUUAGUUACUAAGUGAUCGGAUUUAAAUUCGGAAUAUUUGAACAACUUUUGUCCCAUCUUGCUCUCACUUUCCCCUUGAAGAUACAGAACUUCCAAUUUUUUAUAUAAUCUAGCAUGGGUGAUAUGCUGUAAAAAUGAGGAAAAAAGGCACAGAUCUUUAUGUCUUUUAGUGCAUUUUUAUGUACUGGAAGUCUUUUUAAACUACAGAAAUGUGAACUCAUUGUAGUAAAGAAAUGUGAUUAAUUCAAGUUAUACAUCAUAUGUGUCUGGGCAAGCAUCCCGCCCCCCCCCCCCACUCCGGGAAGGGAGGGACCGCAUUCAUGUUCCUAAAGUCUCCGGUAAAGGGGUACAUUUCUCGCAACAAAGUCCAGCUCGUAAUAAACACACAAUCGGCUCGUAUUGACUUUACACACUAGACUUAGUGGGGAGGGAGGGAACAUGCAUACGCGUACCCUAAAUAAAACUGAGUGGGGGAGGGGGGGGUCGGGGCAUGCAUGAAUUACAUGGAGCAGUUGUUUCAACCACCCACUACUCUGCAUUCAGUACUAUCUUUAUAUAUUGUCUCACAUUUUUGUUUUUAUUUUUGCUUCAAGUUGUAGCUAUUUUAAAUGUUUUAGGUGGACAGAUAGUACUAAUUCUUAAAUACGUUUAUCUUGUACUUUAAUUUAGACAAUCAAUCAUGUUUAAUGUAUUUUAUGCACAUUGGGUUAUUGAAUUGUACUACGCUUGCAAUAUGGUAAAUAUAUUACUUUGCAUUUCUAAUUGUCACACUUCAUGUAAAACAUUAACUGCAAUAUUCUAUUACCUAAUAAUUGUUGAGGAUUUAUUAUUCAUAGUAAACAGUGGGUGCUUUAUGGUAUGUUUUGUUUGUGUAUCUAAUCAGUAUUUGUGGGCAAUAUAUAUAUUGUAUGCAAUGAAUGUGAAAAAAUAUGUAUAUGUUGAAUUCAGGCAAAAAAUUUAAGCAUCCAAUAACUAAUAACUCUGAUUUUAUAUUGAUAUUCAUGUAAUAUUUUACGAGAAUGCAAUGAUAUGAGAUUGUUUUUUUUUUAUAAUAUCCUUGUACAAAACAGAUGUAUGAGUAAAAUACUGAGGUGCUUAUAACAGUACUAGGUGUUUUGAUGCCUAAAUAUUUUUGUCAGAAAGUGCAUUGAAAUUAUAUUUUUAUAAAAUGGUGUUCUUGAAAAUGUUUAUUAAAUGCUGUGUCAUGAAUUCAAUGGA
Messenger RNA from Strongylocentrotus purpuratus (purple sea urchin), 4735 nucleotides. RefSeq names its product solute carrier family 49 member 4 homolog. The transcript has 13 exons. Gene Ontology annotation, cellular component: membrane; intracellular membrane-bounded organelle. Bases 234 to 1823 code for a protein of 529 amino acids. Gene Ontology annotation, molecular function: transmembrane transporter activity. Lineage: Eukaryota; Metazoa; Echinodermata; Echinoidea; Camarodonta; Strongylocentrotidae. The record is from RefSeq and is a predicted model, not a curated record. Gene Ontology annotation, biological process: transmembrane transport.